AUGCAAUCGACGAAGGAGAGUGAAUUUUUUAAAGAACUUGGUAUAACCUUCGAUAAAGUUAUUGGAGAAGGUGGCUAUGGUAUUCUUUAUCUGGUAUAUCACGAACAAUACAAAUCAUAUUUCGCCAUGAAGAAGAUUCCCGAAAAAAGAUUCAACCAAGCCGAAAUUGACUGUCUCAAAAACAUCGAUCACCCAAACAUUGUUUCUUUAUACAAGUAUUAUUUCUUUAAUGGCUUUGUUUAUCUUUUAAUGGAAUACUGCCCUGUUGACCUUUCAAUGAUUCUUCAGAAACAAUCGGAGCUCGAUGAAGAAAUUCUUCGCAAGUAUGUUCAUGAUAUCUUACUUGCUAUUAAGGCUUGUCAUGACAGAUGUAUAGCUCACUCAGAUAUCAAGCCUUCUAAUUUCUUAAUCGACAAGUAUGGGCGUAUCAAAGUAUGUGACUUUGGUUUCUCUGACGUUUACGAGAAUUGCAGUUGCCAAAUGUAUUGUGGAACUUUAUUAUUUAUCGCUCCAGAGGUUCUCAAGAAACAAGAAUACAAUCCAAUGAAAGCCGAUAUCUGGGCACUUGGUGUUACCCUUUAUUACAUGGCAACAAAGUAA
Messenger RNA from Trichomonas vaginalis G3, 600 nucleotides. RefSeq names its product protein serine/threonine kinase protein. The record is from RefSeq and is a predicted model, not a curated record. Gene Ontology annotation, molecular function: protein kinase activity; ATP binding. Gene Ontology annotation, biological process: protein phosphorylation. Bases 1 to 600 code for a protein of 199 amino acids. NCBI's taxonomy places the organism in Eukaryota, Parabasalia, Trichomonadida, Trichomonadidae. The transcript has a single exon.